Aedes aegypti (yellow fever mosquito) is the source of this 3331-nucleotide messenger RNA. RefSeq names its product glutamate [NMDA] receptor subunit 1 (gene Nmdar1). Gene Ontology annotation, biological process: monoatomic ion transport; regulation of membrane potential; chemical synaptic transmission. Lineage: Eukaryota; Metazoa; Arthropoda; Insecta; Diptera; Culicidae. Gene Ontology annotation, molecular function: NMDA glutamate receptor activity. The record is from RefSeq and is a predicted model, not a curated record. The coding region runs from base 345 to 3236 and encodes 963 amino acids. Gene Ontology annotation, cellular component: NMDA selective glutamate receptor complex; plasma membrane; neuron projection. The transcript has 16 exons.
CUCGUUGUGCGCAUGUCCAAUAUUUCCCAUGUUUCAUAAUUAUUCAGGAUUUACAGUUUCGUUACUGAUUACAAAGUGCCAAAUAAAAUCAUUUUAAAAGUGUGUUAAAAUGUACAAAACGUUUCAAUUACAACAGAAUUGUUUAGUUAUGACGUAUUAUAAUAGUUUGAGAAUGGUUUUCUGAAAAGUUUAAGAUUAUAAGCAUCUUAUUUGUCAUUAUGAAAAACAAAUGAAAAAGUAUAAAACACUCCAUUUUACAAAAAAUAACAGUUUUAUUAUUCAUUGAGGUCAAUUGCUUAAAAAUAGGCUUGUCAUAUAUAUAUAUAUAUAUAUGAAAUCUAGAAAUGGAGCGCAAAGUGUUAUCUUUGCUCUGCCUCUUUUUUAUUAACGUCUCUGCACAACGGCCAGGGGGAGAUUAUCCAUCGUUUUUCAACAUUGGAGGAGUAUUAAGCAACAAUGACAGCGAAACCCAUUUCUCGUUGGUUAUUGCCCAUCUGAACUUCGAUCAAACAUAUGUACCAAGAGGCGUCACAUAUUACGAUAAAACGAUUAGAAUCGAUAAGAACCCAAUAAAAACUGCUUUGGACGUAUGCAAACAUUUAAUUUCACGAAGGGUAUACGCUGUUGUAGUAUCACAUGAACCAACCGGGGAUCUUUCGCCUGCUGCCGUUAGUUAUACUAAUGGGUUUUAUCAAAUACCAAUCAUUGGAAUUUCAUCUCGGGAUGCAGCAUUUUCGGAUAAAAACAUACACGUUUCAUUUUUGCGAACAGUGCCGCCUUUCUACCAUCAAGCUGAUGUGUGGCUUGAAAUGUUAAGCCAUUUCGGAUAUACGAAGGUGAUCGUUAUUCAUAGCUCCGACACAGAUGGAAGGGCAAUACUUGGACGAUUUCAGACCACAUCACAAACUAACUAUGAUGACAUAGACGUUCGUGCUACUGUCGAGAGCAUAAUAGAAUUCGAACCCAAGCUUGAAACGUUUACAGAAAAUUUGAUGGAGAUGAAAACAGCGCAAUCAAGAGUGUAUUUGCUGUAUGCCAGUACUGAGGAUUCAUAUGUUAUCUUUCGUGAUGCAGCGCAGAACAAUAUGACGGAAACCGGACAUAUUUGGAUUGUCACAGAACAGGCACUUCAAGCAAAUAAUACACCGAUUGGUGUACUUGGACUAAAACUAAACAACUCAAAUAGUGAAAAUGAACAUAUAAAGGACGCAAUAUAUGUCUUAGCAUCAGCGAUUAAGGAAAUGAUAACCCAUAACGAGACCAUUACUGAAGCACCUAAAGAUUGUGAUGAUACAGGUGCCGUUUGGGAAUCCGGGAAAAAGAUGUUCAACUACUUAAAAACAAGACACAUAAAAGGAGAAACGGGACAUGUGGCAUUCGAUAGCAAUGGAGAUAGAAUAUAUGCUGCAUAUGAAGUUAUUAACGUUCAGCAACCAAUGUUAUCGUCUACGCGGAAGAAUGUUAAGGUUGGAAGUUUCUUCUAUGAUGAAGAGAAAGGCCGAAUGAGGCUGAAAAUAAAUGAUACUAUGCUGGUUUGGCCUGGAAACACCGAAAAAAAGCCGGAAGGAAUAAUGAUUCCUACUCAUUUGAAAGUUCUUACCAUUGAAGAGAAACCAUUUGUGUAUGUACGAAAAUUACUAGAUGACGAAAUUGAUUGUGAAGAUGAUGAAAUAGCAUGUCCCCAUUUUAAUUCUACUGAUGGAAACGAAAAAGACUAUUGCUGCAAGGGAUACUGCAUAGAUUUGUUGAAAGCAUUAGCGCAAAGGAUAAACUUUACUUACGAUUUAGCCCUAUCGCCUGAUGGGCAAUUUGGUCACUAUCAACUUAAAAAUCAUACUACGGGCAUCGGCACAAGUGUCAAAAAGGAAUGGAACGGGCUUAUUGGUGAGCUCGUCGCCGAGAGAGCAGAUCUUAUAGUUGCUCCGUUGACUAUCAAUCCGGAAAGAGCGGAGUUUAUUGAAUUUUCAAAACCAUUCAAAUACCAGGGCAUUACUAUAUUGGAAAAGAAGCCGUCAAGAUCAAGCACACUGGUAUCAUUUUUGCAACCAUUCAGUAAUACUCUGUGGAUAUUAGUAAUGGUGUCGGUACACGUCGUAGCACUGGUUCUCUACCUUUUGGAUAGAUUUUCACCUUUUGGACGAUUCAAACUGACUACCAAUGAUGGAACGGAAGAAGAUGCGCUAAAUCUGAGUUCUGCGAUUUGGUUUGCUUGGGGAGUCUUGCUGAAUAGCGGAAUUGGCGAAGGAACUCCACGAAGCUUUUCAGCGCGAGUACUAGGUAUGGUAUGGGCUGGAUUUGCUAUGAUAAUUGUGGCAUCUUAUACUGCUAAUCUGGCUGCUUUUCUUGUGUUGGAGCGACCGAAAACAAAAUUAUCUGGCAUAAAUGAUGCACGCCUUCGUAAUACGAUGGAAAAUUUAACUUGUGCGACCGUUAAGGGAUCUGCUGUGGACAUGUAUUUUCGAAGACAAGUUGAACUAUCUAACAUGUACCGUACAAUGGAAGCAAACAAUUAUGACACCGCUGAACAAGCAAUUCAAGACGUUAAAGACGGGAAGCUUAUGGCGUUUAUUUGGGAUUCAUCUCGUUUAGAAUACGAAGCUGCCAAAGAUUGUGAACUGGUAACUGCUGGCGAGUUGUUUGGACGAAGUGGUUAUGGUAUUGGUUUACAAAAGGGUUCGCCAUGGACGGAUGCUGUUACGUUAGCAAUAUUGGAUUUUCAUGAAAGCGGAUUUAUGGAAUCACUUGAUAAAGAAUGGAUUUUCCACGGAAAUAUUCAACAGUGUGAGCAAUUCGAAAAAACACCAAACACAUUGGGUUUGAAAAAUAUGGCGGGUGUAUUUAUUCUGGUCGGCGCAGGCAUUGUUGGUGGUAUAGGGUUGAUUAUAAUCGAAGUUAUUUAUAAAAAGCAUCAAAUAAAGAAACAAAAGAAACUGGAAAUAGCUCGCCAUGCAGCCGACAAGUGGAGAGGAACUAUUGAGAAACGAAAAACCUUGAGAGCAUCUCUAGCAAUGCAACGACAGUACAAUGUAGGAUUAAAUUCGGUUUCCAAAUCCAUCAGUCAGGCAGUAGACAAAAAUCGAAAUCCAAAACUCAAUCCCUUAUCGAGAGCUCCAGAAAGAGCAUGGCCUGGAGAUCACGAAAUUGCGCGCAAUCGUAGAAAUAAUGAUCAAACAUACAAACCACCUCCUAGAUACAUGCCCACAUAUGCUACAGAUGUAUCACAUUUAGUGGUAUAAAUAAAAUAAUUAACGAAUACUAUAUUACUAAACAUAUUAAUGUAUUUUACCUCCUUAAAUAUAUAAAUGUUAAUACUGUGUUUAGAUUCACAUAA